Messenger RNA from Branchiostoma floridae (Florida lancelet), 3602 nucleotides. Its product is annotated as metabotropic glutamate receptor 8-like. NCBI's taxonomy places the organism in Eukaryota, Metazoa, Chordata, Leptocardii, Amphioxiformes, Branchiostomatidae. The transcript has 8 exons. The record is from RefSeq and is a predicted model, not a curated record. Gene Ontology annotation, molecular function: adenylate cyclase inhibiting G protein-coupled glutamate receptor activity. Gene Ontology annotation, biological process: G protein-coupled glutamate receptor signaling pathway; regulation of synaptic transmission, glutamatergic. Bases 100 to 2319 code for a protein of 739 amino acids. Gene Ontology annotation, cellular component: membrane.
CAGAUCAGCUACGCGUCCACCAGUGCUGAGCUGAGUGACAAGUCCCGGUUUGACUACUUCUCCCGCGUGGUUCCUCCGGACACGUACCAGGCCCAGGCUAUGGUGGACCUGGCCAAGGAGCUGGGCUGGACAUACGUGUCCACCAUCGCUUCGGAGGGGAACUACGGAGAGAGUGGGGUGGAAACCUUCGCGGCAAGGGCACGGCAAAAUGGUGUCUGCAUAGCGGCGUCCGAGAAGAUCGACCGGCACGCCUCUGACGAGACGUUUGAAGAUAUCAUAGAGUAUCUGGGAAAAACGCCCAAGGCCCGGGCCGUUAUCGUCUUUGCCGACGAAGACGAUUUGAAGAAGCUUAUUGCUGCAGCUAAGAGACUUGGUGUCGGCAGCCACUUCUUGUGGGUGGGCAGUGACAGCUGGGGUACAAAGGUCACGCCGGUAGAGGGCCAGGAAGAAGCCGCAGAGGGCGCCAUUACAAUCCUCUUCAAGAGCCAGACAAUCCCAGGAUUUGACAGGUACUUCACGAAGUUGAAGCCAGAGAACAACAGGCGAGACGUGUGGUUUGAAGAGUACUGGGAGAGCCACUUCAACUGUAGAUUCGACAACAUCCCCAGCAACACAGGGGGAGAUGGUCUACAGAAAUGUACAGGUAAAAAGACAAUAUCGACUGCCUCUGGCUUCGUACAGGAGGGAAAGGUGCAGUUUGUCGUCGACUCUGUCUACGCAAUGGCGUACGCCUUACAUGACAUGCGCAAUGACCUUUGCCCCGGUACAACAUCCGGGCUAUGUGAAGAGAUGGAACACGUGAAUGGCAAGCAAUUCUUGGAAUACAUCCGCAACGUAACUUUUACGGGGAUAGGCGGUGACACGGUGGCGUUUAACGCUAAAGGAGACGGUCCAGGGCGCUAUGAUAUCUUCCAAUAUCAGAACAAUAAUGGUAUUUACCAGUAUGUCCCCAUCGGUACAUGGGACGACAGUAGACACCGGAGACUCAGUCUGACGUCAUCCCUUCUCCACUGGCCUGGGAACGGGACCAUGACGUCACCCACGUCUAUCUGCAGCUCGGACUGCGCGCCUGGUGAGAGGAAGAUCCAGCAGGCCUCGGCGUGCUGCUGGGUGUGUCAGAGGUGUGAGCGAUCCACACAGAGACUGAAGGACGAGUCCACGUGUGAAGAAUGCCCAGUGGGACAGAAACCUGGGGCCAACUGGACUACGUGCGAAGACAUCCGUAUUAGGAGCGUGAGUUGGACAUCCCUUUACUCGUCGAUCCCCAUCGUGUUCUCUGUACUUGGGAUCCUCGUGGUGGCCACUGUGGCAGGCAUUUACAAGGUCUACUCAGAUACACCGGUGGUCAGGGCGUCUGGCAGAGAACUGAGCUAUGUCCUACUGGCCGGGAUCUUCCUGUGCUACUGCAUGACGUUCAUCCUACUGUCGCCCCCCUCCCCAACCACAUGUUGCGUGACCAGGAUUUUCCUGGGCCUGGGUCUGGCCAUGUGCUACUCGGCUCUGCUCAUCAAGACCAACCGCAUCUACAGAAUAUUCGAAGACGGGAAGAAGUCGGCGAAGGCGGUGAAAUGGAUCAGUCCGAAGUCUCAGCUCAUCUUCUGCGCGCUGUUCGUGUCCAUCCAGUUGUUCGCCGUGGUGGUGUGGCUGGUGGUGGACCCACCGGACACGUACGUGGAGUACACGGCGAUAGACUCGCCUGACGCCGUCGGCGUGCGCAGAUGUAACGUCAGUGACACUUCUCUCGUCAUCUCCCUGGCCUACAACAUGCUGCUGGUGAUCCUGUGCACGGUCUAUGCCUUCAUGACGAGGAACAUUCCGUCCAGUUAUAACGAGUCCAAGUACAUCGCCUUCAGCAUGUACACCACGUGUAUCGUCUGGCUCGCCUUCAUUCCAAUCUUCUUCGGCACAGCUCACUCCCCGGAAAAGAUGCAGAUACAAGUGACCACCCUGACGGUGUCCAUCUCCAUGAGUGGAACAGUCUCCCUCGCCUGCCUCUUCGCGCCAAAAGUCUACAUCAUCCUGUUCCAGCCCCACAAGAACGUCCGCGCGUCGUCUGCGACCAAAGCCGCCAUGGUGGCCAAGAGAUGGCAGCAGGUCGCGCGCAAGCGCAGUGAGCAGAGGCCAUCGGUGUCAGUUGUCAUGCGCAAUGGUGACUUAGAGGUGUCGUCGCCUGACCAGCCGGAGAUGGACAUACAGAAACUGCCCAGCUCGGACACCAUCGUCAGCGACAGUGACGGCAAGCCUGUCUACAGAUUCGGAGCUCUGGCCGACAGAACCACGGCUGUGGCCGAAACAGGUGUCCUGACAACUAAUGUAUGAGCUACAAGCGUGUCAAUAUCUGCUGGUGGAUUGUUUUACAAGUGCAUCAAAAACUGACUGUACAGACAGAGUCUCUAUCUGAAAGUUUAUACCAUUAUGAUGGCAGUAUUGCGUAUGUCAACGUCUGCUGGUGGAGUAUGCUCAUGGUGUGGGUAUUCUUUUAAAAGUUUGUCAAAAAUGGAUUGUAGAUAUAGAGUGUCUACUUGCAAGUUUAUACUAUUAUGAUGGCAACGUGACGUCUACUUUUGUACACCUUUGACAUGAUGUAUAUUUUAUUGGAAAAUGAUAUUUCAAAUUUUUAACAAUAUGUAGAUAAGAAAUGACGUCAAGAUGUGUAUUUUGUGUGAAGAGUUUGUCAAAGCCUUAUAAUGUUAAUGUUGUAUUGGCAGAGGAUAUUGGUGACGUGCACAGAAAAAGUAUUGCCUUCUUGUAAUCUUUGUGCCACUGACAACUACAGAAUAUUUUCUAAUACCAAAAUAUUGGCAAAAACCUGUAGAUUGUACUUUGAUAUGAGUGAUGCUCUUUGAAUCGUGAUUGGUACAGUAUCAUGAUAUUGUAUGUUAGAUAUUACUGGGUAAAAUAGAGUCUCUAGCAUGCAUAAAUGUAAGUUAUACUGCAAAUCGUUUGAGACGAUACUGCAAUAUUGCAAUAACCUGUGUUUUCAAGUGUAUUGUGAUGUCUAUUGUUGCUUCAUUGUUAACACGGCUCAAGUUGAUUGAUCAUGUGAUUCGUCAAUAGUACGGUCCACUUAGUAUUCGUAUGGAAUCUUAUUUCAUCAAGGUGAUAGAACAAUAGUUUCAUUAACGACUCAGCUGGUAACUUGAUAUUUCCCCUCAGACAUCCUAACCUUGACGUUCACCUUCAACCCUCGCCACCCUUUGACUUCUCGCCAAGACGAAUUCUAUUUCUCCCGUCCCCCUGAGAUACGGGAUCUAAUACAAAAUCGAAACCAGGGCACGUGAUGGACGGUAGAUGUGACCCUGCCACAGCCUGACAUUUGGCGGGAGGGCGCAGAGCUAUAAAUGGAAUCAAACUAGCAUCAACACAAUUCCACUGGGGCUGACAUUGUCACGGUCUUUGCUUGAUCGAAUCUACCGUUUUAUUUGAAUUUCAGUCAGAUGCUAAGCAAACAGCGAUAAAAGUUGUAAUGCCAUUAAAAUCGCUCCAAUGAUUUUUAUGGAAUGGCAAAUUGAUCUGAAGGAUGACCUACAUUUUUGGUGCACAAUAAAGUUUGCCCUUUGACCUAUACAAUUAUCAUUGGUCAUUAAUCUUUAAGCGAUAUC